Molecule: messenger RNA, 5890 nt
Organism: Acanthochromis polyacanthus (spiny chromis)
Lineage: Eukaryota; Metazoa; Chordata; Actinopteri; Pomacentridae
Gene: cfap74
Product: cilia and flagella associated protein 74
Exons: 38
Coding region: 424-5358 (1644 amino acids)
Source: RefSeq, a predicted model, not a curated record
CUUUGAGUCCCGUCUCCAUGGAAACAGUAACAAACAUGGCGGGUUAAACUUGUUUGAGAAAGUCAUUUUGUAUAGCCAAGACAAGAAAAGCCUAGCAAAGCAGGUACUGUUUUGUAGUUUCCAUUUAUUUAUAUUUUAAUUAGAACGGGACACAGCCUAAACUCAGCACUAAGGGCACGUUCGUUGUUUGGCUGUCUGCUUUCUAAACUACGACACGCCAUUGUCCAAGUGUGCACAAAUGUAUAUUUACAUGAAACCAGCUUGUUAGCUUCAGUUCACAACCGCGUAAAGUGCUGCCUUCCAACUGUUUAGCGACAGCGUUAAAUUUCGAAGAGGUUUGUGAAGAGCUUGUGUGGGAAGCUGUAACGUCAGCUCUAAAUCGGUGUGUUCGCUCGUGUGACUGGUUUUCAUCGGUUCGGUGAGAUGGACAGAGAGGCCAGUGGAAGCCCAUCUGAUGUGGAGUCAGACUGUUUACAGCUGCAGGAUGAUGAUCCAUCUCAGGAGACCAUUAAAGAUAAAGAACCAGCCCUUCCUCCUGACUUUGAGUGGUUAGAAGAAUUGUCCGAUGAGGAUGAUGGGGAUGUUGGUGGUGACCUUGCAGUUGCGCCCGACAUUGGUAAGAAGAGGAGUUAUGCCGAGACAGCACGGAUGUUCAAGCUGAGACGAAACCUGGACCAGCUGGACUGCUUUCACCGACAGAAGGAGCAUGACGUGCUGAAAGCCAGAGAAAAGCUGAAUCUUUGGCGUCAGAAUAUUGAAAGUUUGCUGGAGCAGAGGGAUCAUUUGGAGAGUAAAAUAGAGCAACAGAAAGCAUCAGACAACAGCAGUGUGGCAGUGUUUCGAUUGAGAACCCAGCAUAAGCAUCUGUGUCAGAAGCUGCAGAGUGAGGAGGAACUGGAGGGCCACAUCAGCGCCGAACUGAAGCAACAAGAACUGGAGCUGAGUGAGGUGGAGGUGGAGCUUGGCAAGUUCUCCUUGCUGCGACAGGAGGUGCAGGAAGAGGAGCAACUCUUCCAGGUCCUUAAAACGCAGAAGGCAGCAGCAAGGCUGCAGCAGGAGAGGAGAGUCAACCAGAACCUGCAAAUCAAGAUGCAGCAACUCAGGAAUAAACAGGCUGCCAUGGUGAAGAAGGAGGAGACUGAAUGUCAGAAGAAAAUUGAAGCGAGCCAAGCGAGCCACAAGAUAGCUGCCAAGUACUUGAAACAGACCAUUAAAAGGAUGCAUCAGCAAGAGGCUGAGAAGGAGCAGCAGAAGAGGGAGUUACUGGAGAAGAGGAUAGAGGCUGUCAAGUCACUGAAAUCAAACAUAGCAGCCACCCAAGAGAGUUUGCGGGUCCAGCAAAGCGCAGCAAAAGCAAACGUCCAGAAGAAAGAACAGCACCAAAGACAACUAAGAGAAUCCCUGCAGGCCCAAGGCAUCAACAGUAUCAAACAAAUGUACCAACUUAAACAACUACAGGAGAUAAAACAACAACAGGAGGAAUUUCAGAAGAGCCAGAAGUCAAAGAGGGUGGAGAUUAUAGAAAAAGUCCAUCAGCAGGACCAGCUGAUGAGGAGCAAAAAGAGGAACCAGACAAUGCUGCUCAAACCCACUGACAAGUUCCAGGCCCUGAGGAGGACCAGAGAGAAGCUCUGGUACUACCUGGAUCCCAUCCCCCCAUCAGCUCCCGAGGAGAGAGACACAACUCGGUUACGAGAGUUUAGUGACAGCAGCAGCUCAUCAUCAGCUGCCUCUGAUGUUGAGGACCUGGAGGAAAACAUCCAGCAGGAAGUGGACCGCCACAGCCUUGCCGAGCCUGAAUUCUCUGGACUGUGGGACCAGAAUUACAAGACGCUCUUCAAGGCGACGUCUGAGCAGAUGCAAAGAGAAGUAAAGCAAGAGGAGCCUGAAAAGACCAGUGUGAAGCUCAACAUAUCUGCUAAAAAAGUUCAUGGAAAAGAGUUCAAAGUGCCUUUCUUCAUCAGUAAACCAGAGGUCAUCCUCUUCAAGAACUUUGAAGUGGGACAAAAGUAUAAGAAGAAAAUCAUCUUGACCAACAUCAGCUACACCGUUAACCACUGCAAGCUUCUCAGAGUUUCCGCUCAGCUGAAGGACUUUAUCUCUAUCAACUUUGAGCCUCCUGGUUCCCUGGCUACUGGGAUGGCUUGUGAUCUACAGGUUGUUUUCCAACCAAUGAUCAACAAGGACUUAGAAGGAGAGAUCCAGUUUGCAUCAGCAGUUGGUCCCUUCUCUGUGCCCAUCAGAUGCACUAUAAAGAAAUGUAACCUGAAGGUUGACAGCCAGUUCAUUGACUUUGGGUCGCACGUCGUGGGCCAGACUGUUUCACGGACUAUCACCUUGACCAACAAGGGUGCACUGGCCACCCUCUUCAGCCUGGACACGUCCCCGUGUCUCAGUCCAGAAACUCGAGAUGUCCAGAUGCCAUCCCAGGUCUCAGCCAAAACCUGCCAGGUGACAUGCAGUCAGAGCACGGCAUCUAAUAACUACAAGGACGCUGCAGAAAUCCAACCAAAGCAACAGAGUGAGGAGCUCUCUGAGACAGUACAGGAGGAGCAAACAGCAUCAGAGGCUUCAGUGACGUGCCCGGAAGCAGUUCCAGAGGCUUACCUGCCCUCACAUGUCAACAUCCAGACAGACCAGAGCCCCUCAGACUCCAGUGACAUAAGACUAGGAAAUGUGAGAGAGGGAGAGGUCAGACCAUUUGAAAGCAUCAAACUGGAGAUUGUAUUCACGCCAACCGUCCCAGGAGACAACAAACUGGAUUUUCACAUCAAAUUCUCUGACAUAACCACCACACCAAUAUCCAUCCAGGUGAGGGGUGUGGCAGUCAGCAUCCCUGUGUGGGUAGUUGAGCCCAAUAUUGACCUGAAGAUCUGCACAUUUGAUCGUCUUUUUCAAGACACUAUUGUGGUCCAAAGCAGAGCCAGCACAGCUAUGAAACUGACCUUUGAAGUAUGCCCAGAAAUGAGGAAACACAUGGAGAUCCUACCAAAGACUGGCUUCAUCCAGGCUCAAUCAAGCUUUAAUGCCCAGCUGAAGUUCAUGCCGAGACGUUCCCUAUCCACAGAUGCCAAGAAAUUUUUUGAUAGUGAUACGGGAGUUCUGGAGGUUCCAAUGACAGUGCAAGUGGCAGACCAGGUGCAGCCUGCCCAUUUCACAGUCCACGCAGUUGUGACCUCCUCAGACCUGCAGUUUGACCAGACUGAGGUGGACUUUGGCUACUGUUCCAUUUACCAGUCGGUCAAGAGCAGCAUUCAUCUUAGCAAUAUAUCCCUCCUACCACAAGACUUUGGCUUUGUGGGUGUCCCAGAGUUUAUUGAGAUCAAGCCCAAUGAUGGAUUUGGUACUCUGCUUCCACAAGAAACCCUGGAGAUUGAUCUGAUUUUCAGCGCUAAAAUGGCCAAAAAAUACCAUUUCCAACUCAACUGCAAGUCUGGAAUGAACAGAGAUUUUCUGCUGCCUUGCCGAGCAGUGGGCGUCCACCCGCCACUGGAGCUCUCCCAUUCCCUGGUCCAGUUUGGAGCCACAGCAGUAGGUGACCACGCCACUGCCACAGUUUACCUGACCAACCAUCACACUGACCGUUUCCAGUCCAAACAACCAGUGGGCAAAGACAGCAUGGCUCCUGCAGUACACAGGCUGUUUUCUUUUGCCCUACCAGAGAAUUCCGACAUCACCAUCACUCCACUUGCAGGACGGCUUCUCCCCGGAGAGAGAUGUCUAGUCCAGGUGAUAUUUAGUCCCACUCUGUUGGACAAGGAGAUCAAAGAAGAGGCACUGCAUCGCCUUCACCGAGCCAAGUUGCUCCGUGAGAAGGAGCUGGAGAGAAACAAGCAUGCUGAGACUCAAAAAGAGAUCCCAGUGGAACCCAGUAAAGGGAAAAAGGCAUCUGUGAAUCCCAAGAACAGCAAGAUGUCCGGUGACCCAAAGACAGACAAACUACCUGAAUCACCAGAUUCUGCAAAUAUACAGCCAGGGUCCGAGCAGUAUGAGGAGGCAAAGGACUCUCUGUUGUACUCUUUCAGUCGACGCUACAGAGAGUACACCAUCCCCUGCUUUGUGUCAGAUGGAGACCCUCCAGAGGAAGACAGGCAGGCCCAGCCGACAUGGAGUCCCAUCAAUACACUCUACAUGAAGCUCCAGUGUGCUGCUGUACAGCCCCCUCUAGUGGUGACCUCCAACAAUGGACACAAUAUCAUAGACUUCCAGCAGGUGGCAGUGGGAGAGAAAGCAAUUAAAAAGUUAACAGUUCAGAACAUUUCAAAGGAAUCACUGGAUCUGAGGUCAUCAGUAUUGGACACGCAAGGUCCUUUUUCCCUUCUCAGUGCUCUCAGAUGCAUAAGACCUGGAGAAAAACAUACUUUAAUACUGGCCUUCAGUCCCACUCUGGACAAAAAGUACCUUGAAAUGCUGGAGGUGCAAAGCCAGAAGAUGACGUUGGAAAUGACUCUGCGUGGGGAAGGCGUUGUCCCUGCUGUCAUCUCGUCCCACACUGGAGGUCUCCUUGACUUUGGCUAUGUGUUGGAAAAAGAGACAACCUCACAAGUUGUGAAGUUACAGAACGACUCACCUUUAGCCGUGGGUUUCAGGGUGCUGCUGGCUAGUCUUUCUCCUUCCAGGCCUUGUGGUGGAGCUGACAGGGUGGCCCUGCUGUUAGACAGAUACGUAGACUCUCGGGACCAGUCUCCUGUAGGGAGCCAAAACUACAGUGGGCUGAGUGUGUUCAGUGUGGUGCCAGGAGAGGGCAGCAUUGCUCCAGGACAGAGCCAAGACAUUACCAUCACCUUCCAGCCAGACCACCUGUCUGUCAACUAUUCUGACAAACUCACUAUAAUGCUCAAGAAUAAGAGUAAAGUGUGUGUGCUGGAUCUGAAAGGUGCGGCCUCUUUACAUAACAUGUAUGUAUCUGGAGGAGACCUGCUGACUGUGCCUAUUGAGUCCCUCCUCCCUUCGCUAAUAACAGAUCAACCUCAGCUCACAGCAGAGUCAGAAGCGGUGGAGAGGCCCAGUAUCCCUUUGCUGGUGACCCUGCAGGCUAACUACUGUGCAGGUGUCAUCACACCUGCAGUCAGGGAGCUGCAGGUGGGCUGCAUCCGCUCCACUCAGUCCACUAAGAAGAGUGGGGAGUUUUACUGGGAUAACAUGACAUCCCUGCAGCAGCAUGGCUUCACUGUGGAGCCCUGCAAAGGCAACGUGGAGGCAAGCCACAAACGCACCAUCACCAUCACAUGGACUCCUCACAGUGGAUAUAAGCCCUAUGAGGUGGUGCAGUUGUGUGUGCCUCUCGCUGUAAAGGGCGACGAGACGAAUGUUUACAGAGUCACCCUGAUGGCUUCAGUGUCCAUGUGUGCUGACUGACCUCUACAAUGCCUGGACUGUGGCCAGUGGGAAGUCUACUCUCACGUACACAGACAAAAUACAUAAAAGCAUGUGAUAUAUUGUGUAUAACCAACAUCAACAAAUACACGUAUUCUUUAUUAAAUGUUUUGUCUGAGGAUCUUAUUUGACAUCCACAUACUUUGAUAUUUGUAAAUACACACACACACACACACACACACACACAAUAAAGUAUACAACUGAAAUGACUUCACCUCCUACUACACCACUAAUGCAUCUGUGAUCACUGACACAAAAUUGAAAACACUGUAAUCACUGAGGCAAAACUGGAGGGUAGGGUGUCUGGUGGACAUACAGGAUAUGAUAAGAAUGAAAGAUUUGAAUGCUGAUAAUGAAACAUGCAUUGACUUCUGUUGCACUGAGUUUCUACUGUAGGGCCUGCAUUCUUAUUUAUACUGUAAAUACACGCUAUGCAUUGCAAAAGUUUGCCUUUGCUGUGCUCAGUUUUCCCACCAUGUGCAAAACUUUAAAAAUAAAAAAGCUGCUGGCUUAA